AUGUGUACUAAUUUUUCUGUUGUGGUUUUGGAAUAUAGAUUUUCAUGUGCUGCAGCCAUUGGGAAUGACACAAAACUAGAUUUUCAUGGUGAGCAUCGUGUUUGGGAUGGUGGCACACUCAAAAGAAUACUUGUCAGCAAUAAGGCACUCUAUGUUGUUAUGGAGGAUGAGCAAGAGUUUAUUGAAGGUGAUAUACCCACAAGCAAUGCUGAAAAUCUAUUACAUGGUCAAGUGCUUCAAGACGUCUCUGCCUCUACAUGUGCUUACGAUCAAGUAUCUCCCAACAUUGUUUCAAGUGGUCAACUGCAGGCAACAAGCCAUGGUCCUAAUCUGGUCCGUGUGGAACCUCUUAGUGGAUCAAUGAAUGCUACAUGUACUGCUACAAGUGGGAUGCAAAUUCAGCAAGCGAUGCUGGAAGGAAGUAAAUCACCAACAGAUAUGGACGUCACUCACACUUUAAGUACAGAAGAGUUACGUUCGCUUCUGGCACUAGAACCAGAGCCACAUCAACAUCAGAAGUUAUUCAGGUGUUCAACUGGUGUGAAAAGAAAAGCCGACGGAAGUUACUUGACACAGGAACGUCUGUCAGAGGAUAAACUACGAAUGCAGUUGCCUCAAAAUAAUGCCGGACGACAGAACACACAAGUUGAUAUUGAUCCACCAGAGACAUUUGUAGAGGGCGGAGGACCUUUUGAUCUGAAGUUUCAUUCAGAACUGGAUGACAGAGUGACGUCUGGUUUGGCUAGAUUUGGAAACUCAAAACUGGUUGAGCUGAGCCGGUUUGGAAAUAAAAACAUUUUUGUUGGAUUGAAUAUUCCACCUGCACCUGAGAAGAAGCCAGGAGUUGUCUCCGUCAUAGUCACCACAGAAGAGGGACAUUACCUGGGGGAAACAUUAUUUACGUACGUGGAUCAACAGGAAAAAGAGGAAGAAAAGUGGGAGAUCUUAAUGUCUGAUCGAGAGAAAAUGGGGAAGUUUUUUAAAAUGUUUGGCAAAAAGAUGCAAAAGCAGGGGAAAGUUGGAGUUUCCAGCGAUAGGUCUAUGCAAUCACAGGAAAUGCUUCAAGCUUUUGUUGAUGUAGCAGCACAAAUCGAAGACAAACAAUUUAUAUUGGAACUCCCCAGUUUGUCACCUGAAAGGAUCAUAUUUGAAACGUACAUAACUCAGUUACAAGAAGACACCACAGACGGCAGUUGCCAUGGAGACAAAAUAAACAAAAGAUUCAUACAGAAGAGUGACACAGGCCCAAUGGAGGCAAAGGAAAUUAAACGGUCAGAAUUGUCCAAAUCAAUGAAAGUGGAUAAAGCAGAACCGUGUGAAUCCCCCUGCAGUUGGAUUCUAGGAGAAUGUCUAGGAAAAGGAGCUUUUUGCAAGGUGCACAAAUGUUUUCCAUCAGAUAGUUGUGCCGAAACUCCCUGGGCGGUGAAAAUGGUGAAAAUGGAAAUGCCCCCUAAGGGAGACUCAGAGCUCAAUCAUGAAAUAAGUCUUGUGAGGAACCUAAGACAUGAGAGAGUCGUAUCAUAUUAUGGAAGUCAAAAGAGAGAUGGCUAUCUUCAUUUAUUUAUGGAGUUCAUGGCUGGGGUGCACAAAUGUUUUCCAUCAGAUAGUGGUGCCAAAACUCCCUGGGCAGUGAAAAUGGUGAAAAUGGAAAUGCCCCCUAAGGGAGACUCAGAGCUCAAUCAUGAAAUAAGUCUUGUGAGGAACCUAAGACAUGAGAGAGUCGUAUCAUAUUAUGGAAGUCAAAAGAGAGAUGGCUAUCUUCAUUUAUUUAUGGAGUUCAUGGCUGGGCAUUCACUUCUGGAAUGCGACAAUUUUGGUUACAUUCUUGCCGCGUCUAUUUUCGACCAGAGCUCCGAUGGAAAAGUUGGUUGCCAUGGCAACCUUAAAGCUGCACUGAAUUUCACUUGCUGCAAUCAAUUUCCAUUUUUAACUGAACCAACUGGAAUUUAA
Messenger RNA from Orbicella faveolata, 1950 nucleotides. RefSeq lists its product as uncharacterized. The record is from RefSeq and is a predicted model, not a curated record. Lineage: Eukaryota; Metazoa; Cnidaria; Anthozoa; Scleractinia; Merulinidae.